CCACAGAAACGAAUCGAGCGCGCCAAUGGUCGGACGGAUCCAAUAGAAAUCCACAUAUAUAGAGUCAACUCUAUAGAAAAAGAAACCCAACUGUGAUAUCAAACAAAAAAAACACACACAAUCCCAAGAUGUCUGCUCCCAACAAGGUGAACCACUUGAUUAGCGCCACCACGCGUUAUAUUGCCGGACGGAAUGCAAUGCAGACGGUCUACUGGCGAACCUCCGCAGGACCCAAUCCCCGGAUGCUGAAGACCAACAAGUUGCAGAACUUCGACCGCACCCAAAAGGCACCCCAAAGUGUCCGGCUGCAGAACUACAAUCGCAGCUUUAUCCGGGAUUAAUGGAGAAUUUAAUUAGUUUUAGUUUCGACCUUGACAUGUUCCUAAUGUCGCGAUAGACAUAAUUUUUUUGUGCACUUUGUAUUUAUUGUAUAGAGUAUUUUCUGAGGCGAUAAACCUUAUCGUGCGAAUUAGAGUUAAUCGAAUCAAAACGAAGCCGGCGCUACUACUUUUCAUGUACCUUGGCAUUAUAAAAAAAUUACAAAGAUUAAAUAAAUGCAUUCUAGCGCGUAGAUAAGAAAAUAA
Messenger RNA from Drosophila rhopaloa, 584 nucleotides. RefSeq lists its product as uncharacterized. The record is from RefSeq and is a predicted model, not a curated record. The transcript has a single exon. Lineage: Eukaryota; Metazoa; Arthropoda; Insecta; Diptera; Drosophilidae. The coding region runs from base 129 to 341 and encodes 70 amino acids.